UUGUUAUUUUUUUUAAUAAUUUGAAAAUAUCGCCGAUAUGUAUGGUAGACGGGGUCUUGAAAUUGAAUUCGAUGACGAUGAGGACGAUGAUGACGAACCAUUUAUUGUGGACAUUCAAGUCCAGGAUGAAUCAACGACAUUGGACGUUUCUGACGAUCAGCUACAAGAAACUGUAGACAAGGAGGACACGAAUUUACCCCAAAUUCUGGCAGUGGCUUUUGCUUGCGUCCUGGAAGACACCGUCGAUCAAUUAGGAACCAUCAGUAACAUGGCAGGACUACCGAGAAUCCGGAAGAAAAAUGAGGAAGGAAAGAUAGAUGAAACACUGGAAGAGUUGAAAAGGCACAUCGGAAGUGGUAACAUUUUCGAUCCAGAAAUACUAGCGCCAGCUGAAGAAGCCCUUCAGUACCAAAAACUACUCAAAUUCCAGAAAGAUGUCCAUUUGGUCAGGGAUAUUUUGGAACAAACGAUCAAUAACUUGGCUACUUUAAACAAUUUCGAUUGCCUCGUCGAUAAAAUAAACGAAUACCAAACGAAGCGAGUCCAAGAAAAGAACUUCCUAGAAUCUGCGAGAGAGAAUAGAGAAAAGCUCGAGAAUUUGCAAAAAGCAUUUGACAUAGAAAAAAGUGAGGCAGAACGAGAAAUUCAAGAAAAAUCAGAAGAAAUCGGCAAAAUCAAAGAUGAGAUCGAAAAUACCAUUUUCGAAAAUGGAGUAAAAAUGCGCUACGUGUCGAAAUGGGAAAAUUCACGAACUGAACUAAACAAUUUCAUCAUUGACACGACCGAGGAAAAUUAUCUCAACAAAAUAAAAACUUUAAACACGGAAAUUGAACGGGAAAAACGAAUCAAUAAGGAAAUAGAAACCUACAUUUCUCAGACACAGGAGGAGUAUGAAGACAAGAUCCUGGAGUGGAUGGAACGGUACGACACUGAAAUAGAACAAUUGGACAUGGAUAUACAAGUUAUCAAAGAAAAAAUUGAAUCGCAACAAUUAAAAUAUGCAGAAGUUAAAAAUACGUACGAAGAACAUAGAAAAUUCGUGGAA
This is a messenger RNA of Agrilus planipennis (emerald ash borer), 1045 nucleotides long. RefSeq names its product probable E3 ubiquitin-protein ligase bre1. The annotation marks the transcript as partial. Gene Ontology annotation, biological process: cilium organization. Gene Ontology annotation, cellular component: cytoplasm; motile cilium. The record is from RefSeq and is a predicted model, not a curated record. The transcript is spliced from 3 exons. NCBI's taxonomy places the organism in Eukaryota, Metazoa, Arthropoda, Insecta, Coleoptera, Buprestidae.